Messenger RNA from Rhagoletis pomonella (apple maggot), 983 nucleotides. RefSeq lists its product as uncharacterized. NCBI's taxonomy places the organism in Eukaryota, Metazoa, Arthropoda, Insecta, Diptera, Tephritidae. Bases 406 to 951 code for a protein of 181 amino acids. The record is from RefSeq and is a predicted model, not a curated record. The transcript has 3 exons.
UGGCUUCAGCAUAAUACAUAUGUAGCUGUUACUUGGCAACGUGUUCAAGACGCUGGAUCGCCUUGGAAUGCUAAACGUUAAUACCAAAUAACUGAUAAGCGCCCGUCCAAUCCCGAAAUACAACGAGUACAACGCACAUGCAUGCAUAAAUAAUACGAAGAAGAGACAACAACGCGAUAAACACAAAGGCACUCCGCCGUCAGUAGCACAAACAACAGCGAAAUGAUUUCUAAUGCGGGAUAAUGAAGCGAAAAACAAGUCAAGUUCGGUCGAUGCGCCCCGAAACCCCGCGAUAACUUUUUGAACAUCAAUACAAUCAUAUAUAUAUAUGUGUAUGUAUCUAUGCAUAUACAAGUGUACAAACAUAAAUGAAAUUGUUAACAAGAACGGAAUAAUACCAAUAAAAUGUCCGCAACAGCGGGAUUAUUAGUGGCCGCCAUCUCCAAAAUCUCUCCAACGCGAGACGCCACUUUGCCGACGUCACAGCAGAAACGUUCCAGCAUCAUCACUUUUGAUCCUAGCAGAGCACAGGUGAACGGCAUCACAGAGCUCAGCUGUCGUAUCAGUCGCAGCAGCUCUCAACAGAAUCUCGAAACAGAUAGUGGAAAGAGUUCGUGUAGCCCUGGGUUACUCGACUACAGCUACGAAAACGGUACAGGUGUGGGGGAUAACGGUGCUGCUCAUAGCGCCGCUAACGCAAGAGGCGGAUUAGCUGAAGGCACUUUGAGAGAGAAGCGAUUGUGUGCAACAAAUUCUAAUAGUGAAGCCGCCGCUUCCGACAGCAUGAGUACCGUUAGCUCCAUUGGUAUCGGCACUGGAAUUAGUUGCAACGCAGAAGAAGAAAUGCGUCAAAAACUGCGAUUCGAUCGCCUGCACAAAUUCCGCCUGAUUCUGCUAGCAUUAGAUCGACAGAGAGAUCCACAUCGACUGUUGCGAGAGCGUCUCAGGUGAGUAACAUUUUCUCUUAAUUGAUAUUUUCGUAU